AUGCCAGCCAAGACCAUGCUGAAGAAGAAGGUCAAGAAGACCAAGACUAGAACUUAUAAAUUCGUGAUUGACUGCCAAGUCACCGUUGAGGAUAACAUUAUCUCCUUGGACUCCUUCGUUAAGUACUUGAGUGAGAACAUCAAGAAUGAGGGCAAGAAGAACAACUUUGGAGACAGGAUCUCUGUGACUAAGGAGGGAUACAAUGCCGUUGUUACUGUUAAGGGUGAGUUCCCAAAGAGAUACCUCAAGUACCUCUCUAAGAAAUACCUUAAGAAGCAAGGUAUUAGAGACUACAUUAGAGUACUGGCCUCUGGCAAGCUUGGCUACCAAUUGAGAUACUUCAAAGUCAAUGCUGGUGAUGAAGAAGAAGAUGAAUAAUUGUUGUGUCGCUAAAAAUUCUCUUA
Moneuplotes crassus is the source of this 404-nucleotide messenger RNA. The record is from the annotation of a GenBank genome assembly. Lineage: Eukaryota; Ciliophora; Spirotrichea; Euplotida; Euplotidae.